Hydra vulgaris (swiftwater hydra) is the source of this 1231-nucleotide messenger RNA. RefSeq lists its product as uncharacterized. The record is from RefSeq and is a predicted model, not a curated record. NCBI's taxonomy places the organism in Eukaryota, Metazoa, Cnidaria, Hydrozoa, Anthoathecata, Hydridae.
AUAAUUAUCUAAAGUUGAAAAUAAUCUGGAAGUACUGAUCAAACACAUAUAACGCCGCCCAGUAAACAUUUUUUAUAUAAAUUCAGACACAACCGAUUAUUUUCAUUCUCAGUUUAAGCUUCGAUUGUUUAUUGAGUUAAACAGGAACUGCAGAUAACACUUUAAGAUGAUGCUUUUUAUUGUUAUUUUGGGAAUUCUUUCCCAAUCACUUGCGCAAAACAAUGACAACUCGCAAACCGCAAAUAUAAACUUCAAAGUAGCUUCUGAAUCUUUCGUUAAACUCAUUCAAACUGCAGAUAAAGAAGUUGCUGAUAUAAUGAUCAAAAUGACUCAAAAAUCAGCUGAACUUUACAAAGAAUUAUUACCUUUGUUAGCACAUCUUUCGCUCAACGGUAAAACUGUUACAGUUAACAAUGUCGACGUUACUUUUAACAAAGAUAUUACAAUGGCUGAGUUUCAAAUCAUUUUUGAUAAGUUAAUGCAGUUAUUAAAAGGCCUCGAAAACUCGCAGCCAACAGGAACCUCUGAUUUUAUUGAUGUUGCAAAAAAUGUCCAGGAAGCUUUCUCAAGAGCUAUAGCAAAUCCAUCUGCAUAUUCUGACGAUUCUUGGCUCAAUAUAAAAAGUAAACUUCUGGAUGCAUUCAAGGAUGCCAAUGCAAUUGUUAGAAACUCGGUCAUUCAACUGCUUAACAUCUACCAUAAUCGUCUUGAAGAGUUAGCUGAUCAACUAGAACGUGUGCUUCAAUUGCUACCAAUAAAUGAAGAAAAGUGGGCGAUUGUCCGUAGCAAAGUUCGUGGCCUUAUUAAUAAACUCAAGGAUAAAGUUACACCAGCUGCAAUCAGCAAUAUUGAAUCCGCAGAAAAAACUGCCGAAGCUGACUUUAUUUUGGCAAUAGAGGAGAUAUCUAAAGAUCAAUCCAUCAGUAAAAGAAGCAUUUCUGAUAUUUGGUCAAAAGUUAAAUCGGCUGUGGGCAAAUUAGGAGACUCAAUUAAAGAUGCAACAAUGAAAGUCAUUGAAGAAAACAAGCCAAAAGUAUUGGAACAACUUCAAACUCUCAAAAUGGUUGUAGUUGAUGCAGCCAAAAAUAUUGUCAUUAGAAUCAACGGAGCAAUUAUAGAAGUCAUUGUUGGAAACCUUUCCGCGAUAAGUUAACACUGCCACCUAAUAAAAUUUAUAAUACAAAAAAUUAAAAAUGUAUUGGAAAGUUAAAAUAAAUUUAUUUAACUAAAA